GCCUGCGUGGCGGGACUCGCGGUGGCCAUAUUUGUUAAGGGAAGAGGACCCAAGGGAAGCGGAGAACUUUUCCUCUCUUCGCCUAAUGUUUGCCAUCCCAAACGAACCCUGAAUUAUGGCGGCUUCUGCGUCGACCCCCCACACGACUGACUUUCCAGCUGAGGGUCGAUGCAGUUACUACGUAGAAAAGAAGAAGCGGUUCUGCAGGAUGGUGGUGGCAGCGGGGAAAAGGUUCUGUGGGGAACACGCUGGAGCCGCGGAGGAAGAAAAUGCUCGAAAGAGAAUUCUGUGUCCUUUAGAUCCAAAACACACAGUAUAUGAAGAUCAACUAGCAAAACAUUUGAAAAAGUGUAACUCAAGAGAGAAGCCAAAACCUGACUUCUUUAUUCAAGAUAUUAAUGCAGGCUUAAAAGAUGAAACAGAAAUACCUGAACAAUUAGUUCCAAUUUCUUCUCUCUCUGAAGAGCAGUUGGAAAACUUAAUUAAGAAAUUGCGGAAAGCAAGCGAAGGUUUGAACUCUACACUUAAAGAUCAAAUUAUGUCCCAUCCAGCAUUGCAUGAUGCCCUUAAUGACCCUAAAAAUGGUGAUUCUGCAACCAAACACCUGAAACAGCAGGCUUCUAUUUUAGGUAACAUUGAAAAAUUAAAGUUACUUGGUCCAAGAAGAUGUUUUGUUGAGUUUGGAGCAGGAAAAGGAAAAUUGUCUCAUUGGGUUGAUAUUGCCUUAAAAGAUGCUGAAAAAGUUCACUUCAUCCUAGUAGAAAAGGUGACCACGAGAUUCAAGGUAGAUGGCAAACACAGGAAGAAAAAUUCAGUGUUUGAGAGACUUCAAAUUGAUAUUCAGCACUUGUGUUUGAACAAGAUUCCUUUGCUAAGCAAAGAAAAACUACCAGUGGUAGGAAUUGGAAAGCAUCUGUGUGGUGUGGCAACAGAUCUUGCAUUACGAUGUUUGGUUGAAACCUAUGCUGCCAGUUGUGAGGAAAGGAAUGAAGAACCUUUAGCCAAACGCAGAAAGAAUGAUAAAACAGACAAAGAAAUUAACCCUUUGGCCAAGGAAGGAAAUGAGAAAAAUGUCCCAGAGAAGUGGACCCCUGUGGCUGGCAUUGUUAUUGCACUCUGUUGUCACCACAGGUGUGAUUGGAGACAUUAUGUGGGCAAAGAAUAUUUCAGGGCUCUAGGCCUUGGAGCAGUGGAUUUCCACUACUUCCAGCGAAUGAGUAGUUGGGCAACUUGUGGGAUGCGAAAAACAUUUUUGGAAGCCUCCAACGUGACCUCAAAGAGAAAAGAUAAGCACAGUGAUGACAGUGAAGAGCAUGACGAUGGGGGAUGCAGAAUCACGGACAACAGCACUGAGAGUUUGCCUGGGCUCCUUACUGUUGAAGAAAAGAAGAAAAUAGGGCAUCUUUGUAAAUUGCUGAUUGACCAAGGCCGAGUCGAGUAUUUACAGCAGAAAGGUUUCAGUCCUGCUUUACAGUAUUAUACAGAUCCUCUGGUGUCUUUGGAAAAUGUAUUGUUAACUGCUUUACCAAAUCAUUCUUCAUCACCAGAAACAAGUGCUUAAUGGAAAAGAAAUUUUGAACAUCUGUCUUCCACCAAAAAAAUUUUUUCAAUUGUAUUUUUAUAUUCAUGAAAAUAUAAUUUACAUAGCAGACAAUGUGAACUUUAAAAAAUGUUGUAGCCUCAUUGAACUUUGGUAAUAGCUUUGAUUUUUACUUUAGAAGUACAGACAUUGAGUUCACCAAAUUCCCAAAGUAAUUCUCUUCAGCAGGGCAUCUUGAGUUAUAUUAUCCGUCAGUAUUCAUAGAGAUUGGUAAAGUAGUUGAACAGUUGACUUGGUUAUCUGAAACACACAUAACAUAUCAGUACACAACCAGCACACUAACUUUCUAUUUGUAUUAAUUUUGGAAAUUUUUUUCCUUGGUUUUAUUCACUGCUCUUUAAUUCUCAAGUUCAAGAUGUAAUGAUCAAUCAUCAGUUCAUAACAAGGGCCAAUUUGAGAAUUUGGUUUAUGUAUGGAUUUUUUGUCCAUUUAGAUCUGGUAAGGAUAAUCAGUUGUGAUUUUUUUCUAAUGUAAACAAAUUCAGAGAUGUUCACAAUUAAUGAAUUCACCUUCUGACUUCCAGAGCCAUACCUGUAUUUACGUAUUAGCUGCAUUUAUCCAUGACAAACAACAAAACUAAAGAGAUGUUUUCAAGGGAAAUAAGCUAUUUCACUUCAUUUUUUAAUUGAUUACCUAGUUAGAAGUUCCAAAAAGAUAAGAUAAACCUCAUUCACAAAUUAAAUUCGAAUUUGCAGAUAACUUCUGAAGUUAAUUAGCUAUCAUGUCUUUUAACAAGGACAGUUUUAUACAUAUAAGUACAGCUAUAUGUAUAUUCUCUCCUUUUGGGGAAAGUAAUUUGGAAUGAAGUGGAAAUUAGCUAAUGAAACCAAAAACAACUUCACAUUUAGGCCUCAUUUAACUCAUAAGCAGUUUCUAUGCACAAGCAGAUAUUAAACUGAACCUAUGGUAAGGACUGUUACUCUCUUCAUAUUAUUCUUGAAUUAUUUCUGCCUUUACUUAUAAAAAUUGUCUUAAUCAUUGGUACCUUUGCCAAGACAAAGAUCUGAAUUACUAAUUUUAGAUCCUAUAAUGAUAUUCUUAGGUAACUUUUUUAUCCUGUAAAUAGAUCUAUGAUUACAUGAAUUCUAAAUUAGAAGCCUAGCCCAUUUUUAAUCCCUGGCCUUUCUACUUUAAUCUCUUUUGUUUUCUGAGACUGCCUAGAUUCAGAUCCUACCCUACCACCUCAGGGUAUGACCUUGAGCAACUGCUUAAUCUCUUUGUGCCUCAAUUUUCCUUUUUAAAUGAGGGUGAAGAUAAUAAUACUACCUACCUCAGGAGAUUGGUGUAACAAAUGAGAUAACGUAUGUAAAAUGCUUACAGUUCCAAGCACAAUGUAAAUACUCAAUAAAUAUUAAGUGUUAUAGUACUAAUUCACAAAUCUAUUUUUAAUAACAAUAGGCAGGGUUGGUCUUAUUAUUUCUGCUUAAGUUGUAACCUUUUUUCUCUUUUAUAAUUUUUAUGCAAAUAUUAUUAAAGUAAGGUAGUUGGAUUAUUUCUAAAGUUAAUUACUCAUCUUCCCAAACAAAAGAACAUAAAUGAAAGUAAUACAUCAUUCAAUAAUUUACAUGAUUUUACUGGAUCAGGGAAUGCUAAUUUGUGUCUUACAAUCUGUUUUGCAUCAUUGAACAAUUUAUGCCGAGAAAUAAAAAAUAUUCUACAACAGG
This is a messenger RNA of Felis catus (domestic cat), 3264 nucleotides long. RefSeq names its product tRNA methyltransferase 13 homolog (gene TRMT13). Gene Ontology annotation, biological process: tRNA methylation. NCBI's taxonomy places the organism in Eukaryota, Metazoa, Chordata, Mammalia, Carnivora, Felidae. The transcript has 11 exons. The record is from RefSeq and is a predicted model, not a curated record. The coding region runs from base 116 to 1561 and encodes 481 amino acids.